Molecule: messenger RNA, 6464 nt
Organism: Bombus pyrosoma
Lineage: Eukaryota; Metazoa; Arthropoda; Insecta; Hymenoptera; Apidae
Product: UDP-glucosyltransferase 2-like
Exons: 6
Coding region: 2261-3901 (546 amino acids)
Molecular function (GO): UDP-glycosyltransferase activity
Source: RefSeq, a predicted model, not a curated record
UCUAGUCUCUCGAGUACGAGAUGAAAGAUGUUUGACAAGGCAGGUGUGAAAUGUAAGAAGAUAGGUCGAAAUGCAUCGGGGAAAGGGAAUGAAAAUGUGCAGGAACGAAUGAGAAAGGAAAAGCAAAGGAAGCGCACGAAAAAGUUGGAGUUGCAAAGGAAAAAGUCUGAUGUCAUCGAGCUUUGUGUAAUGCCGAACCUGUCCCUUGCGCAUCGACGUUUUCUCCUCAUGAGAAAAUGACCACAAAAAGGCCGGGAAAGAGACAAACGGGCGGAAAAAAGGAGAAAAAAUAGGAAGAAAAGAACGGAAGAAAGGAUAAAGAAUGGGACGAAGGAACGAUGGGGUUCAGCCAAUUACCUACAUCCUCUGGCAAACCAUUGGCAUGGUUGGUCCAUUUGAGAGGUUGCAAUUUUCUCUAUUCUUGUACCGACGACCACAACGAAGGCCACUGGCCAUCACGAGUUUCUAAAAAAUUUGUACGUCGCGGGAACAAACUGAACCGAGAGGUUUAUCGCGUUUUGGCUCGUGUAACAGGACAGAGCGGUAGGCAUCAAUUUCGAGGCACGCUCCACGACGGAUAUUCGCGGCAUAGUAUCGUGUAUUUUGAUUUGCUGGAUUCGUUAUCGACUGCCCCCGUUUGCGACGAGGGUGCUCAGUGCUUGGGAUUAAGAGAUUUCGAUGGGGAAUUUAUGGCGCGGGCUUCUUCGCUGCCGGGACUUCAUAAAUACAACGCUAGGUAGUUCGGAACACAACCCUGCUUCGUAGAUCGGACAUUCGUUUCGCUGUCGUUAGUUCCAGUUAUUUUCUUAGUCGGAGCAACUGGUGUAAAAUAUUUUCUCGUUACUUUAAUGUCUGUAUUUUGUGAUGGUUUAUCGGUAGGAGAGGAGAAAUCAAUAGAAUCGCUCUUCCAAAUCAUUGAGAUGAUAAAAGCCGUUUCGAUACGCGAAUUUCGAGAUUCGGGGAAUAUUAUGUCGAGCUUGCGAGUCUUUGGCCUGGUUCUGGAUAUAUGUCUCGCGUGUGAUUCUGUGUCACCACGGGCGUCAGCGAAUUUUGAGUUCUCUGUGGAAUAUGUAGGAGUCGGUUGGCGUGCAGCGCGCGUUCCUUGUCAACGAUCCAGAUAAUCGCAAAUAUUCCACCGACACGACGUUAUUUUCCUCUUGAAACCGAAGAAAAUUAGAAAUUGAAACCGAGUUCGUUGAUUUCGUCGGAUCGCUCGUAGCGAAAUAGAAUUAUGCCAGAGGCGUGAAAUUACAUUGAGCAUUCAGCAUUAUGAAACGGUGGUUCGUGUGAACGGAGCUUAAUGUAAAAUAAACGAAACAGCUCGCGAGGUCGAAAAAUAUCCGGCAAUUUAAAUUGUUUUCCUGGAUUGUUGCAACGUUUCGAUGGAUUUUUCCAAGUCGCGAGUUUACUAUGGUUAUACAAACAUUCGAUCGAUUAUCGGCAAACUGUGUAGCAUCCAAGAUGUUUAUUUUAGAUUGCUACUAGGAUGGAACAAAGAAAGCGGAAAGUGGAACGACAAAUGGAAAAUUAAAGAAAGUGAGUCACCGGAACGAUAAGGCCCGAAGAGAGGGAGGUAGAGGUAAGACCUUUGGGAAAAAUACAAAGGAAAAAUCUAUAUUUUUAUACAUAUAUGUAUUUUAUUUUCAUAUACAUAUAUUUUUAUCUCGUAUUUCGUAUUUACCUGUCUGGAAUCGUGCUUCACGGAGUGGAAUUAUCGGGGACAGUACAAAGUGAAGAGUAUCGAAAACCACUCGAAGGAAAAACGAAGUAGAGGAGGAUAUGCAUAAAGAGUGGGCGUACAGUGGAGGGUUGGUUCCAUUGGUGCUCCAAGAGAAACCACCGUGGCGCCUUUGAAAAUGCGCGUCGAGUUUUGCAUUGUGAACCGAUGGUCCAAACGUUACAAUGUCGUUUUGGUUAAUGUUCAAUGUCCAUCUCUAUAAAUACUCUUCGUAAGCAGCGCGCGUUACGUCGGUUGUGCUAGUAGUGAUUGAUCAAUUGUCGAGGUGGCAGCAGUUCGAGGUCAUGGUCAAAUUAAAAUGGAACUCCCGUUAAAGAAAUAGAACUGUUCGAAGUGACACACGUUUUGUGUGUAGUGGGAUCCGUGGUUUCAGCGGCGAAUCUGACGUCGGUAGAAGAGGAGGGAUAUACAUAUAGCCAGUUCUCGAAUAGUAGUCCGUCAGAGUACCGAUCAUCUUUCGAAGAAGAGGAAAGUUAGUGUGUGUGUGUCUGAGUCCUACCGAGAACUGGAAACUGUUCAAUCAUGUGGAUUACUGGAAACCGAAUUAUUUGUUUACUUUUCCUGGUGAUUCUAACGUCUUGUUCAGACGCUAAUAAUUCCACGGUGCCAAAGAAUCAGCUGAAAAUCUUGGCGGUCUUCGCUCACCUCGGUAAGAGUCAUUUCGACGUGUUCAAACCGCUUCUUGAGCAGCUAAGCCGUCGAGGUCACGACUUGACGGUAAUUUCUCAUUUUCCAAGAACUGAGAAGGCGAUCGCGGAGGAACCUUUGCCCACUUACAAGGAUAUUAGUCUGCGAAAUGAGGAACUCGGUGUGUUUGUAAACGUGGUCGAUCUACAUGCGAUUGACAGUCCCUAUUUUCAAAUAUUUACUGACUUAUACAUGCUGUACACUAUGUCGGGAUUGGUUUGCGAUAUUGCCCUGAAGAAUCCAGAAGUAAAACAGUUGGUCGACUCUGGGAAGAAGUUCGAUCUGAUGCUUGUCGAGAGCUUCAAUACCAACUGCUUCAUGGCGCUCGUACACAAAUUUAACGUGCCUUUUAUACAAAUAUCCACUCAUCAGUUGAUGACAUGGGCCAUCGAUGAUUUAGGAGUUUCCAACGAGGCCAGUUACAUACCGUCGAUGUUUACUCGAUUGCCAAGGCCAAUGAACUUUUUCCAAAGAAUGAUAAACGCGGUAUCGGCAUUCGUAACAACGAUGGUAUUCCGCACUGUGUUCAAUUGGCGCGAUUACUCCGUGGCAAACGAAUUUUACGGUCCGGGAAUUCCGGAUUUGAAAUCGAUCAGUAACAACGCAUCACUCAUGUUCGUCAACACGCAUUAUUCUGUUCACGGUGCUAUCUCGUUCCCGCCGAAUGUGAUCGAGGUAGGUGGAAUUCACAUCUCACCGAAAGUGAAACCCUUGCCACCGAAAAUUAAAAAGUUUUUGGACGAAGCUCACGAGGGUGUCUUGUAUUUUAAUCUCGGCUCGAUGGUGAAGACGGCCUCCAUGCCGGAGGACAAAUUGAAAGUGUUUAUCAAAGUUUUCACCUCUAUACCUCGAAAAGUGAUUUGGAAAUGGGAAGUGGAUGGCAUACCGGGUAAUUCCGGAUUGGAUAAUUCCAAUAACGUCCUUAUAGAGAAGUGGCUGCCUCAGUACGACAUAUUGAAUCAUCCAAACGUUAAGUGUUACUUCGGACACGGUGGUCUUCUCGGUUUGUCGGAAGGAGUUCAGAGCGGGGUUCCAAUGGUUCUCAUGCCUUUCUUCGGUGAUCAAUACCAGAAUGCGAUCGCGGCUCAAGCUAGAGGCGUCGCUUUGGUGGUGGAUUUCGUCAAACUGAACGAACAAACCUUGAAGCACGCUUUGGAUGAAAUAUUCAACAAUACCAGGUACCGUGAAAAUGCCAAGAAGCUUUCGAAAGCUUUCAAAGAUCGACCAAAUACUCCGUUAGAAACAGCAGUAUGGUGGACAGAAUACGUUGGUCGGGGAAAUGCUUCUCCAUACAUCAGGAGCGAGGCAGCGAACAUGUCCUGGUGUCAACGCAAUCUCAUCGAUGUCAUGGUUACAUUAGCAGUCCUUGCCUUGCUCAGCCUCUAUGUUUCAUACAGAGUAUUGAAAUGCAUUCUGACCAGGGGCACGAAGAGACAGGAGCAGAAGAACGGAGCAAUGUCGAAGAAGAGAGAUUGAUGGCGGUGCCGUUGGAAGUUCUAAGAUCACAAAUAGCGUAAAAAAUGAAUAAGAUAUGGCCGAUGUUUUAGAAAGUGUGUACGAUGGAACAAGGAGAUGACGAAGUUCACGAUACAUAUACAAACAUACCUUGCAUCCAUAUAUCCUUGAUUUAACGGGGCUAGGAAUGUUGUAUCGCAAAAUUUUCCUGCAGCUUUCGUUAAAACAACGGGUCGAUCAUGCUUGAAGCGAAUUCCGACAUGGUGUACCGACAAUAGCCAAUCACAGAGUCCUUUUAUUCGAGCUGCCGUCGGUCGAUAAAUUAAAUCAUCAGCGUCGGAGAGCGCGUGUUCGUAAUUCUGAUUACAUCGCUCGAGAGGCGGAAGUCUGUGGCAAUUUUCGCAGACGCUCGGCUCCCUGUGCUCUUCUUACUUGAACAACUCUAGCUAUUGAAACAAGGACCGAGGGUAGUACAAAUAGAAGGCUGUGACUAAAGACAGACAGCGUUACGAAAAAAAGGCAACCUUAAGGAGAAACCCGGAAGAAUUCGGGGAAGGAAGUAAGAGAGGAAAGAAGAAGAGAGGGAAGAAGGAGGAGAGCGAGAAAGGAAACCAGCUUUGCGGGCAUUACUGGGUAUUUCCCAGGUGGCCGAGUCACUGACUGCGUCAACUGGCUUUGGCUUUCGCAACAACGGCAAAGGGAACAACGCAAGGAGAACGACGAGGCUUUACUGCGACGAAGAGGACGGUUGAAGCUGCGCGUUCACGGAUGGAGGCAACAGUCCUGGGGAACCAACGGUGUACUCGACUACGCGGAAUAUACAGCUCGACGUUAGACGAGCUUGCUUAAAGAAGAAGGAGGACGAGUCAGCGAGGACAACAAAGAUGGAUCACGUCUAACAUCGGCGGAUUAAACGGGACUGGAUGGAUGUUCGCUUCUAUUCGCCCGCGUCUCAGUUUUCCCUUCACCGGUUUCAGCCUCUUCCCAUGUCGCGGAUUUUCGCAUGAGUGCCCGAGCAGCAUAAGACACGUGGGAUCGGCUCAUGAAGAUACAAACGAGACGAUAAACGCGAAGAGGUUCUCUCUCGUCUUUUACGAGAUAAGCGUCUGGAUAAGUCGAUGUCGUGAUCGUGACGGUUCCUAACUCUUAUCGGCAUAUUCGAUAAAAACGUAUCUCUUUAAAACAGCUUAUGACGAACUGUCUUUCAUUUGUUUGCUCUUGUUAGAAAAUAAAAUUUUAAGAAGGAUUUUAGGAAGGACAAAACAAUAGACAGAUUAUUCGGAUAGCGAGUAUAUCGCGAAUGGAAUUCUGUAGUUACAUGGAUUGUUGGCCAGAUUAUCGAGGAAUAUUAUAAUAGAUCGUUAAAUGCUUUCUCUCUGUCCAUCUCUGGAAGCUACUAAUGCAUCGGAACAGAGUUCUGUGGUGCUUUCAGCCGCAACCGGAUCCCCUGUUUCAACGAGGAGGACGGAUUGUUUCGUACUUGCGCCAGAUUGUGUCAAAUAUUUACUUGACAAAGUUUGCUCGAGCACAGCCGCAAAAUGCGUCGCGAAACAUUAUUCCACUGAAAAGUGUAUACGCGGAUUCCUACGGGGUGACCUACAGUUUGUCGAGAUGAGUUUGAAAAAGAACAGGUCGUCGGGAGAUAGAAAAUACGCGUGUAUUCCCAGUCGUUGCGGCUUUCGCGUUGUGUAGCUUCUUUUUUCUCAUCGUUGUCCCACGUUUCGUAAGCUUUUAUAGUCGAAAAGCGACUCGGAAACCGAACGAAACGAAACGAUUGUCAAUGGAUGUUGAGGAUUGAAACUUCGUUUCGCGCGAAGAAAUAAAAUUCCUUGCAUAGCUGUGCCCGAUCGCGGUCGUUAUUUUUCAGUGGUCAAAAAUUCCAGUGUUUAAAGAGUGAAGAGGAAAACUCGGCGUUUCGCUGUCCGUAGCGUGCUCGGUCAAACGAUAAUAUUUAUUGAUGACGAGACCGGGUCCGUUGCGAUGAAAGUUCGACGGAUCAGCUUCAAAGGGGAACUUUUCUUGGAGCAGUCUCGUUGGACGGAUAGGAAGCUUUUAAAAAAACGAUUCGAGACGUGGACCGAGGGUCGAAGGGGGCGCGAACGCGGCGGCCUAGAGGAAAACGUACUUCCGGCGAUACGGUACUUUUUCUACGGCGCGGCGUAAUGGAAUGUAAAGUUCCCGAUUAAAUUGCGUCUUUAAGCGAUCCUCACCAGUGAGAUAUUUUUUGUGAAAAUAUAGCCAAAGUAAUCGAGAAAUAUCGUUGGCACCGUGUCUUCGGUCGAUUCACCAUCGGCGUUGUUCGCGAACUUAAAAAGCCCAUUAACCGUUCGAAACACAACGGGAAAGCGGGAUCGUUUCCCUGCGAGACAUGUUGCUAUAGAAAACACUUUAUCAAGUUAUUUUAUCAUCGAAAUACGGUCCCUGCGUACUACGAUGUUUCACGGGAGAAGUUCAAUGGUUCCUCUGUCUCGCAGCCUUUGAACGAUCUAUCAUGGAUGCAUUGAUUGCAGCUUGUGUGUGUGAAUUUCUAUUUGUUAUCUUGUUACAUUCAUAAUUGUUAAUAUUUCAGACUUGUUUACUUGUA